Cercospora beticola is the source of this 1556-nucleotide messenger RNA. Its product is annotated as FAD-dependent oxidoreductase. Gene Ontology annotation, molecular function: monooxygenase activity; FAD binding. The record is from RefSeq and is a predicted model, not a curated record. NCBI's taxonomy places the organism in Eukaryota, Fungi, Ascomycota, Dothideomycetes, Mycosphaerellales, Mycosphaerellaceae.
GACAGUCAUUAGGGAUUAUGCAUACUGCAUUGGACAAGGUGGUUCCUCUUACAAUUUGUCUGAGCUUUCCUUUGAUGCCCGCACACAUACAGAAUGGCAUCGUCAACGCAAUCCCUGACCAUUCUCAUUGUCGGAGGCGGUAUCGCCGGGCUGUCAGCGGCAAUAGCCCUCCGAGCACCAAAUCGUCAGGUCACAAUACUUGAACAAUCGCGUCUACAUGCAGAGAUUGGUGCAACAAUCUCCCUCCAACCGAAUGCAAGUCGCAUUCUUGCCCAACAGUGGAAGCUAUCGGCAGAAGAGCUUGCUAUUGCUCGCGGCAUGAUUGAUCAUGGCUUCAGAGUGUACAACACCGAAGGGACAAAAGUGAAUGAGAUUCCACUCAAGGAAGGGAAAUACGAUGCAGAGCGAAUGAUGUACCACCGUCAAGAUCUCCACGAAUGUCUGAAAAUGGCCGCUACCUCAACCACAAGACCUGGGCCGCCUGCUACGAUAAAAGUCUCCAGUAAAGUCGUCAGUUGCGAUUGUGAUGCCGGAAUGGUCCAGCUCGAAUCUGGCGAAAAGCUUCAAGCGGAUGUAGUCAUCGCAGCUGAUGGCAUUCACAGCACGAUGCGAUCAUUUGUACUGGGCGAGACCAUAUCUCCUGUUCCAACAGGUUUAUCCGCUUAUCGGAUUAUAGUCCCCAACGAUAUCCUGGAAGAGCAUGCGAAAGGCUUCUGCAGCAACAUCGAUCCACGCGAGGCUUUCACAUCAAUGGUCAUGGCCCACUCGUGUCGUUUGAUCAUGGGCACUGCUCGGGAUGGCACAAUCUACAGCAUAGUUGGUUUAGUCCCGGACGAGAAAAUGAAUGAAGAUCCGAAUGUGAAACAGUCUUGGGUAUCACGAGGUGACCUCAACAAGAUGCUCGAGACAUACAAGGACUUUCCUGACUGGGUCAAAGAGCCUUUCAGGUUGGCUAAGGACAUUGGACUGUGGCAGCUACGAGACAUUGAUCCAUUGAAGACUUGGACGAGAGGCAGAUUCAUAUUGAUCGGCGAUGCAGCACAUGCUAUGCUUCCAACUCAAGGACAGGGUGCAAGUCAAAGCGUGGAAGACGCGGAAGCCUUGGGUGCUUUCUUCGCAGACAUCACGGUGGCACCAAGCAAAGAGCAAGUUCAGAAAGUUCUACAGCAGGUUUUUGAAUCACGUUACGAGAGAGCCAGUUUGAUCCAGAAGUACAGCCGAGAAGCGGCAAAGCCUGCGACAGAUGCGGGUAGCAAAGAGAUAAAGAUGCGCCCCGAUGAGUUCAUGGAUUACAAUUGUCAUUACAAGGGAGUCAAAGACUGGAUUGAGCAACGCCAGAUACGGGCGAGCGCAUAGCAUGAACUCGAUCGCACUCCCACCUUGCAAACUUCUUUCGCUUUCAUACUCGACCCUUCUCCGAAGCAAUUAUUUGUCGCGACGCUGGCAAACCCUGAGCAAGCUUUAACGUUCAUAGCGGAUUAUGGUACAUCAAAGAAAUGUCGUUGAUUACAGCAAUGCAUCGACAAGCAUCGACUAUUCUAAGCGGUUCCGUCACA